Aphidius gifuensis is the source of this 1360-nucleotide messenger RNA. RefSeq lists its product as uncharacterized. Lineage: Eukaryota; Metazoa; Arthropoda; Insecta; Hymenoptera; Braconidae. Bases 359 to 1252 code for a protein of 297 amino acids. The record is from RefSeq and is a predicted model, not a curated record. The transcript has 7 exons.
CAAAUAUAGCUGAGAAAUUAAUGUAGUCAAGUACAUAGAUCAAAGCAAAUUGAAUCACUCAUUGAAUUUGACACAUUAGAUACAAUACUUCCCAUGGGCAUUAACACAACAAACAGCCAAAAUGGUAAACUUGUAUAUAAAUUUGACAAACGAAACGUGGAGUCUGACUUCUGAGCAUGAUAAGAAUAGAGGAAUAGUUCUCUUGGUUGAAUUCUUUUUUGUGAAUAGCAUGUUGUAGCCACCUGUUGGUCUUCUCGCGUUGUUAUUAUCAAGUUUAUCAAAAAAAUUUAUAUAUUGUUUAAACAAUUAGUAUUGAUAACUGUUAAUAAAUUCUUGUUUAAAAAUAAAACAUAAGAAAAUGAGUGGAGUUUUAAGAAAUACAUUGCGUCUUGUUGGCACAACAAAAUGUGCUCCAAUUAAUUCAACAAAAUAUCUACGAUCUAUGACACUAACGACUAGUCGAAUUGAUUCAUCAUUAUUACUUGAAUCAAAUCCUCUCCACCAUCAUGAAUCAGAAAGAUCACGCGAUACUCAAGCUAUCCAAAAUUCAACUAGUGUUUGGUCAACCAUACGGGCUGCUGGAAAGAACUUAUUAUUAUCAAUAUUUGAAAAUGAAGAAAUAAAAACAUUAAAUAUUAAGAGUUUUACGGUAUCACUUGAUAGUGGUAAUAUAGGAUUAAUAACACCAAAAAUUUUCUUUGGAAGAAAAGAUUUAAUUUUUCCUCCCACAUUCAGCUUUGAAUUAAACGAAAAAUCAAUUGAACCUAAAAGCAAUAAAAUUUUUGCUGGAGAGAAAAAAACAUCAUUUAAAUUAGAUAAUUGGUAUGGAUCACUUGAUGGUGGAAAAUUAACAUUAAAAUUAAAAAAUAGUAAUGAAACUUUUAUUUUGAAACACACAGUUCACGUUAAAGCUCACAAUAACUCACCACCAUAUUCAGAAGUUGAUGGUUUAUCAUUCAAAUCACCAAAACUUGAUUCUGAUGUUAGAAUUUAUUCCGCUAAAAUAAUAUCACAACAAGCUGGGUUGCCACCUAAAAUGCGGACUUACACACCUAUAGGUAGUCAAAUCCCUGUGGAAGAACUUCUAAAUUACGGACAUAAUGACGUAUCAGAUGAACCAUUAACAGAAAGUAAUGGCCAAGUAACUGAUUGUCCAGAUAAGUACGGAAAAAUGAAACUGAAAUUUCCAAUGACUGCGGUACUUGAAGGAAGUCAACAAAAAAUAAAAAUAAAAGAUACUGAUGAUGAUUGAGAUUGAAGCUUACAAAGAACCUGCUGAAACUGUAACAAAUUUCGUUUCGAACACAGGAGGAAAUAGAUUAUCAAAAAAUGGUUUACUUCACAUGCAACUUAGUAGCGG